AUGCUGCAAUGGAAAUCUCCAACGAUCCAAACCACCACCCCCUUCCCCUUCCUUCACCCUUACCCUCACUCAUCCCCCUCGCAAAGCUUGAGCCCGCAGCAAGUUAACCUCAUUAUGCUUUUUGACUUUUUCGGCGAUCUCGCCGAUGCCGCAAAGAAGACGACAGCACGACGUCAGUUUGCCUGCCCCGAGAGCAAAAGAGCCAUGUUAGCCAAGUGUCGGCAAGAGCUCAAUGCUGCGGUCCGGGUCGGGGCCCAUGGUUUUCCGCCUGCGUUGCUUCCUCGGGAACGACGAUACUUUGGUGUUCCGGUCUUGGCUGGAGAUGUACUCCAAGAUCAAUGA
Molecule: messenger RNA, 342 nt
Organism: Colletotrichum paranaense
Lineage: Eukaryota; Fungi; Ascomycota; Sordariomycetes; Glomerellales; Glomerellaceae
Exons: 1
Coding region: 1-342 (113 amino acids)
Source: RefSeq, a predicted model, not a curated record